Messenger RNA from Racocetra persica, 201 nucleotides. The record is from the annotation of a GenBank genome assembly. NCBI's taxonomy places the organism in Eukaryota, Fungi, Glomeromycota, Glomeromycetes, Diversisporales, Gigasporaceae.
AUGAACGGAAUUCCCAAAAAAGAAGAUACGACCCAAGCCAAAUUAACAAAGACUUGCUCCUUAUUUAGGGGUAGAGCUAAUGGGGCCAGGUAUGGGCUUACGUUUCAACAAAUUACGCAGGUUAACCAGGACAAGUUACCCAAUAAUUUGCAUCAUCAACAGCCAUCUCAGUUACUCAUUAUUUGCGAUACGCCCGGAUGA